CGAUCAACAGAUCCGAGCGCAUGCGCAAUUCAUUGUUUUGACUGAAAAUGCCGUCGGUUUCGAAAACGGCGGCCAAUGCGUCUCCUCAAACCGAGAAACCUACCCACUAUACAUACUUGAAGGAGUUCAGGACAGAGCAGUGCCCGUUGUUCCUUCAGCACAAGUGUACGCAGCACAGACCCUUUACGUGUUUUCACUGGCAUUUUCUCAACCAGCGGAGAAGAAGACCUAUCAGAAGAAGAGACGGAACUUUUAACUACAGCCCUGACGUGUACUGCACCAAAUACGACGAGACCACAGGCAUCUGCCCGGAUGGAGAUGACUGUCCUUAUUUGCACCGGACCACGGGCGACACAGAGCGAAAGUACCAUCUACGCUAUUACAAGACCGGCACUUGCAUCCAUGAGACAGACGCUCGAGGGCAUUGUGUGAAGAAUGGCCUCCACUGUGCUUUCGCUCACGGGCCACAUGAUCUCCGACCUCCAGUCUAUGAUAUCAGAGAGAUUCAAGCACAAGAAGCCCUUCAGAACGGACAGCUGGGAUCUGGGGAAGGUAUUCCUGACCUGCAGCCAGGAGUGUUAGCCAGCCAAGCUAUGAUUGAGAAAACUCUGACAGAAGACCCCCGCUGGCAAGAUACCAACUUUGUUUUAGCCAACUAUAAAACAGAUCAGUGUACAAAGCCCCCCCGACUAUGCAGGCAGGGCUACGCUUGCCCCCACUACCACAACAGUAGAGAUCGAAGACGAAAUCCAAGAAAGUUCAAAUAUAGGUCGACUCCCUGCCCUAAUGUGAAACAUGGGGAUGAAUGGGGCGAGCCCUCAAAGUGUGACAGUGCAGACAGCUGCCAGUACUGCCACUCUCGCACAGAACAGCAGUUCCACCCAGAGAUCUACAAAUCAACCAAAUGCAAUGAUAUGCGACAAACCGGAUACUGUCCCAGAGGACCGUUUUGUGCGUUUGCACACGUAGAAAGAAUCCCCUCCACAGAGGAGACCAUGAGCUCCCUGCUGACAGUGAUGCAGUCCAGCUCUCAGUCCCAGCUCAGCUCUCAGUACUCGGAGUGUCCCGUCAGCGAGUGGAACAGCGGGGGCAGCGCAACCAGCAGCAACGGACAAGUUUCAUGUUCUAAUAGCUCGACUGUAACUCCAAGCUCAGGAAGCGACAGUUUGUUAUCCCCAGUGGGAUCCAUCAGCAGGCCCAAACCCUUUACUAAUAGUAGUUUAUGUUCAGAGUCCACCACAUCCAGUGUCUCAUCUCUGACGUCUAACUAUCCCAAAGCUCCGGGCUUUGAACGAGAGGACCAGAUUAAGAACAAGGGGCAGGUGGAUCAGAAAAUGAUGGACCAAGAAAAACAGACACAACAUACUGUAUUCUCUGCUGUGAACCCUUUGGCAACAAGCUUCACCUCCAGCAUAACGUCCAGCUUGGCCUCCAGCAUCGGCUCAAAUAGUUCUUCACCCACCACCUUAUCAACCAUGAAUGCAAAAGCCACUCCUUUCUAUCCGGGGAGCAACACUGUGGAGUCAGUCAUAGGAUCCGCUCUGGACCUGAACUUCUGUGACAUAAAUGUUGCAUCUCUGGAUAAGGAGCUGGAGGAGCAGGACAACAGUAUGGGAUUUGCAAGACAGAGGAUGCUGGGUGGCUCCGCUCCUGUGAACAUUCCCGGCUCUCUGGGCCGAUCUUCCUCCUUUAACUCGUCCUCCUCGCUCUCCACCUCCCCGCUCAGCUCCCUGUCUCAGUCUCUGUCGCAGUCCCUGCUCGCUGCCUCCAUAUCGCAGCAGAAUCACCCUUCCAACAUGUUAGCCAAGCUGGAGCACGGCCUGCUGGGAACUCCCACCUCCUCUUCCCAGAAUUCUUUAGGCUUGAACGGCGGGGCCAGCAGCAUUUGGGACUUUGUGAGUGGCAGCUUCUCUCCGAGCCCCUCUCCAGUCUUCAGCAGCCUGACGUCCAGCGCCAGCAGUGCAGAUCUGGCUCGGCUCUUUAGGGACCUGGACGAGGCCAAGAGGAAGAUCAAACAGUGGGAGGAGGCCUGGCACCAGGUCAAACAAGCCUGUGAAGCUUGCCAGAAAGACGCUCUGGAGGCAAAGGAGCAAGCGAAGACGGCCGAGGCGGAGCGGCAGCUGGCCGAACAGAAGUGGGAGGAGACGCAGCGCAAGCUCAAAGAGCUCCAAGGGGACUUUGACGCGCUCUGUCGCACCCCGGGGACGCCGCUGCUACGUAGCUAUGGAGAGCUGGACGAGCUCCCCUUGUCAAAGCUCCACUCGCUCCAGAGUCAGCUGCGUAAUGACCUAGACCUUAUAGACGGGGUAAUAUAUCAGCUUCAGUCAAAGAAAUGUAUAGUUUGCCAAAAGCAUGAUCGUUGCAUUGUCCUGCAGCCUUGCCAACAUUAUGUACUAUGUGAGAACUGUGUGCUUAGUAAAACAGAAUGUCCCUACUGUAGAACAAAAAUACUGAAGUGGUGAUGUACAACUAGUCGAGGUACUAUUUAAAUAUAAGCCCUUUGAAAAACUGCUAAUAGAUAUGACCAUUUUUCUAAAUAGCAAUGUCUGUUUCAUACAGUGAUCGAAUACAUUUAGAAUACAAUGAUGUUUGACUGACAAACAAAUAGUAUUAUCAGAUUGUGUACAGGGGAUUAAAUCAUUCAUAGUUUUUGCUCAUUUUAUGUGCACAUGACCUUGUUCAGCCAGAUGGUUUUCUGUGUGAAAAUCCAUGCAAUCAAAUUAGAAUAUUAAAUUACAUCGCAAUGCAAUUUCUCAGAUCUUUAAUCAUGACACUCAAAGACAUUCAUCUUGUGUCCAGAUUUGUUGACAUACACAAUAUGCAGGAAUACUUUCCCCAAACAAAAUACAAAUAUGCAAACCUGACAGAAAAUGCAUAAUUACAGAUAACAAAAAAAAAAUGCUAAUGAGACCACUAAACUUGCUUAAAAUCUGUAUUCUUUAAGACAUGAAUGAGUAUGAGUUGUAUUUCUAUCCUCGUGUUUGACUGUUUAUUCAUUGGAAAUACUUCACUGCACUUUGAAUUAUUGUGGAUAAAUCUCUGAUCUAAUCCACCCAGAGCAACGUUUCAGAAAUACUGUGGAAAUGUAACAAAUAUACUUCAAACCUGUUGACUUAAGACGCAUCAUAUUCUUGUUUUGGAAGAAAUAAAUACUAUAAAACGUACUCACUGUAACUGUAUAAUCAUAUAUAUAGUGAGAAGUUAAAACAAAUAUGUACUUCUCAUACUGUAAGGUCAUUUCUCAAUCUUUCUGGUGGUGAGAAUAGUUUGAUCAAAAGGACUCCCACACAACAGUAAAUACAGAUACAGCCAUUGAUGAUAGGGUACCACAGUAGCCAGGGCCACAGGUAUUUCAGGUUUUAAAAUGCAAAGGGAUCCCUGUGUGGAUGUUUCCAACGUACUGCCAGGGACAGCGUGCUGAUGUUAAACAUAAAAUGGGCAAAACUCAAAGCAGUUUUUUUCUUUACCUAAAGAGGAAUACAUAUACUGAAUCCAUCAAGAGCUCACAGAAGCAAAUCAAAGACAUCAAAGAACCUAUAUCAGACACGUUUUGGGGGGGAAACCCAUUAACACAGCAUGGAGAUACCAAAAGUGACGUGUGGAAAACGUGUCAAAUAUAGGUCAAAUGUAUAGGCUGUUAGCAAUGAAUACAUACAUACACAAUAAACACAUCAUAUUUGUAUUAUUGCAUUUAACACUAAGGGGAGUUACUGAUGGAACAUCCAGCAGUGCUGUGUCUGUAAAUCUGUUCCUCUUUAAGUGAAGCCACAUUUUGAUUAACAUUCUUUUUUAAAUCCUCCCAGUCAAGCAUCCAUUAUUUUGACCAACUCAAGAAGUUUGAUUUCUUCUAAAAGCACUUUGUUACCUGGGACUUUCUUAAAGGGUAUAUAGAAUUGAGCUUUAAGCUGCUUUGUAGGUAUCCUUUUUUGUUGAUUUCUAAUUGUGUGUUUUCUAUAUAAGCUAAUGUCUGAAGCUUCUGUGUGUACUGUGAAACAUCAUUUAGAUAUUUCCUAUUGUUAAAUCAUGGCAUGGUUCAACGUCUUAUUAAGAUUUCAUAGAAAAGUACUUAAUAGUUUCUACUUUCAUAGUUAGAUUUAUAAAACAAUUCAAUCAAGUAAGUGCAAAUGUAACAUGCAUUUAAGGCAUAACCAGCAGCUGUAAUAUCAGUAAGGCACAUGCUACGUGUUAAGGCUGUUUUUCAAUCAGUUACUUUUGUUUUGUAGAGAUGUCUAUAGGCUAGCCUGUUUAGAGAAACAUGUAUUGUAUUUGCUAAAAGCCUGAGAUGGUGAUUUUUGUAGGAAUCUAGCCUCUUGACCUAGAACAUAUCGGCCUCUAACUCUAAAGUGCCUUCAGUGAAAAAGGUUAUGUGUAGAAUUGUCACAAGUAUUCAAAGCUUGUGCAGUUUAACUUUGCAGAAGCAUCAACAUGCGUAUGACUAUAUACGUGUAGAUAUACAUUUAUGCCAGUGUAUUUGGCCCAAUCCCAUUAAGUAUUUCUGCGCUAGAUAAUAGAAACAAUGUCGUCGUCCCCUCCCCCCCCCACACACACACACACUCUCAUUCCUCGGCGUGGUGCUCUUUCGGUGCAGCUGCAGUCCUUGAAAUUAGGUUUUUCAAAUUCAACGCUUGGGAGUAUGCAAACAGGACAGAUGUAUUUGUAUAGCAACAUAUUAAAAAAUGAUUUGUUUUAAUUGUAAUGAUUUUGCCGUGAAUUGAGAGUUCUGUGGGUGAAGUGUAAGUUGGGUAGGUUCCUCUGUUUGAAAUGACCUUCUACUGUGUUAAAGAAAAGAUUAUUCUUGCGUAUUAUUCAAUAUAUAAAAUCAUGGUACACUUUUUGCUACUUCUUAAUAUGGGAAAAGGAAUUGUUUACAUUCACAUAAAUGACAAUUAAGCAAAUCAAAAAGAGAGUAUUUUAGCAUUUAAUGAUGACGUUAAAUUGCAUAAAUAGCAGGCUGAUCAUUUCUAGAUUAUUAUGCGAUAUGUUAACCAGCUACAAAGAAAAGAGGGAAAAACAUUUCUGUGUCACUGCCAGGAUAUUUGUAUUGACCUAUUUUGAGUGUAGUAAAGGCUUAAUAACUUCUGCGAGCUUCGCUGCUACUGGAAAAGGUAUUCAUGUAGUUUCUUGUUAUUACAUUUAGAUGUUUGAAUGUCGUGGUCCACAGCUCCGAUUUUUAGAAACUAUGAUAUCAUCUGUCUAACUUGACUUGUUAAUGAUUUGUAAAUCCAUUCAGUACUUUUGUAUAUCACUAAGAAUGAUGUCACAGAGCCGUACUGCCAUAGAUUGUCCCUUUUUAGGUUAUUUUUGUCAGAGUUCUUUCCCCCCACGGUGCAGGGUCUGUUUUGCUUUAGCUGUGAAGCCAACUAAAUUAAUGAUGUAGUGUGCGGAAAAUUAACCAAAGUGAUGUUCUAGUAGCUGUCCAAAUACGUUUUCAAAAGGGGAAAUUACCCUUGGAAUAAAACAAUUUCUAAGAUCUGCCUGUAGUCAUGAAGGCCAUCCAGAUAAAACAAAAUAAAAUGGCUGUUUUUGGAUGGCUUUUUGCUCUUAAUACGUGAUUCAGUAAGACUUCCUGGUAGAGAGUAACCAACAGGAAUAUGCCAAUGGCUUUUGCUUACAACAUCAAUGGACUCGAGCUCAUUUUCUGCAGUUUUACCAAAGACCUAAACUGUUGUUCUUUGUUUUUGUACUACAUUUCAUUUUUUUAAUUAUUUCAGUAAGGAGACCUAAAUUGAUUUUUUUUUUUUUUUUAAAGUAAUCACCUAGUACCUUAAAUAGAUAAUGUUCAUCAAAAGUGCAUGGGUCCUUCUAAAAUGUGUAUUUGUAUAUUUGAUUUUUGUGCUAGGUAUACAUUAAUGGCAGGUUUGUGCAAUACUGGCUAGCACAAGCCGCCUCAAGUGAGGAUUCAGUGUCAGUUUAAUGUCGUCUACAGUGAAGGAAUGUCACCGUGAUGACAUGUGUGCUUCUGAAGUGGCCAUAUAAACGGUUUGUCGUUUUAGCUUAACGAAUAAUCUCAAUCACUUUGGAAAUGGAUGGUUAUGCAUUAAAUGCUGUUAUGGUAGGCCUACAGUGAACGGUGCUUCUUCUCUCUGACUCUUUGUUUUCUAUCUCUUUGAAGCUGUUGGUCCAAAUGAGUUUUUGUACAAUGACGGGACAGGUGAUGAUUGUGACAAACGUUAAUGGCAGAUACAGACAUAUAAUUCAAACUUGAGUUCUUGUUAUGAUAAUUGUUUGUCUCUCUUGUGGUCUACUCGCCCCAAUUCAAGUUUUGUAACAUGAAAGAAACAUUCACUUGAUAAGCACAGCUCGCAUUUCUUUAGAUUUGUUCAAUUUAUCUAACGGACCAAUUACUUUCAAGUAUAUCUGUGCCUUUAAUAAUCGCAUUAUAUUGAUUGGUAUCAAGAGAAGAUGAGACACAUUUGCUCUCAAAUUGCUUAAUUAGAUUCAAAAUUCCAGUGCCUUACGAUAUUUAGACCAUUCUGUGAACGCUAAAUGAUCCUCUAGGAUUCAGGCCACAUGAGCUGAAUGAAACACUGCUGUAAUUGAAAAAUAUUCGUCUAUCUCAGUCUGUAUUUGCCAUACGAUAAAAUUAAAUAAAACGCAGCAAUACUUGCUGAACUACCAUUCAAUUCAUUUUGAUCUCGGAGUCAUUUGGCACCAAAAAGUCAAUUUGUUUGUUAGAAAAGCACCAACGGGGAAGACUCUUGUAAAUGAACUGUAAUAGAUGUAUCAUUAUGCUCUGCAUUGGAAUAGUUUAAUCUAAUUUGCAUUAUUGUUAGUUGUUGUGAUGUCUUUUUGUUUUUUUAAUAUAAUGAAAGAUGGAGCCUGAAGAUUUAUGCAAUCUUAUACAUGCAAAUGAUGGAGCUGUUCAAAUUAAGCAAAAUGCUAGAACGACACGUGUUGUCAAACGUAAAGAAUCUGAAUGUGGAACCAGCUGUUCCAUACACUUUAGAAAAUGUCAUGUUAUUUUAACAUCGAAGCCCUGAAAUAUUGAAUGUAUUGUUCUAAAUGAGAUAUUCAAUGAUAGGUCACUGGAUAUUAUGGAGCGCAGGUCAUUCAUUAUGAUGUAGCAUCUAGUUGUGAACCGCUAUUCAAUAAAAUGUAUUAGAACUCAAACAAAUAAAGGUUUUCAAGUUUCUAUUUGUCAGCAUAACGAGGAAGGAUAAGGAAAGAAAUGUCUUUUUCUCAGUGAUUUCAUAAAGAAUUUGUUACAUCUGAGGAAACUGCAUUUCUUGGAUUAUUUACUGAACAACAGUGGGUUUAGAUCUUAUUUAUAGAAUAAUCAAUAUGUCCCUUAUUUUGUGAGCAGCUGUAUGGAUAUGUAGGAAAUUCUCUACUGAUAAUCUUAGAAAUGAUUCUCUUGGUAUAUUGAUAUGUUUUGUGUUGUGAACACAGAAAUAGGUGCAAGUCUUAGUAAACUAGAUUGUUCUUUUCUACAUUGAGGAUUGUGUACAGCAUAUUUGCUGUAGUGUAUCACUAGUUUGUUAACACUUGUUGAAUUGUUACACUACAGUUAUGCAAUGGUUUACAGAGUUAUCACAAUUAUUUUUAUCAUCUUGAAAAUUAAAAUAAUUUUUCAUCU
Molecule: messenger RNA, 7576 nt
Organism: Trematomus bernacchii (emerald rockcod)
Lineage: Eukaryota; Metazoa; Chordata; Actinopteri; Perciformes; Nototheniidae
Gene: unkl
Product: unk like zinc finger
Molecular function (GO): metal ion binding
Source: RefSeq, a predicted model, not a curated record